GCUGUAUAAAGCUGAUCUCAGGUCGGAGUCAGAGUCAGACGGGUUGAUCUGAGGUCUGCAGCAGCUGUCAGGAUGAAGCGCAGUCUGUCGUCUCUGGAGUUCCUCCUCGCCAUCGUGGUGUCUCUUCUACUCGUCUGCUGUGUUGGACUGAUCGUCCUGUCGUGGAUCAGCCUGAAGACUGAAGGUGGCGUUGAGCCGGCGGUGCUGAGCGGUCAGAUGGUGAUCACAGACGGUGCAGUUUUCUCUGACGAGCUGAAAAACUCCAGCAGCCUGAAGUUUAAAUCUCUGGCCUUCGACAUCCAACAGCUGGUGAGACCUCAAGCUUUUAUUCUGAAAGGAACAGGGCUGUUAAAGGGCUGA
Molecule: messenger RNA, 360 nt
Organism: Epinephelus lanceolatus (giant grouper)
Lineage: Eukaryota; Metazoa; Chordata; Actinopteri; Perciformes; Serranidae
Source: RefSeq, a predicted model, not a curated record